Hypoxylon fragiforme is the source of this 2115-nucleotide messenger RNA. RefSeq names its product DNA helicase. The coding region runs from base 1 to 2115 and encodes 704 amino acids. The record is from RefSeq and is a predicted model, not a curated record. NCBI's taxonomy places the organism in Eukaryota, Fungi, Ascomycota, Sordariomycetes, Xylariales, Hypoxylaceae. The transcript is spliced from 5 exons. Gene Ontology annotation, molecular function: 5'-3' DNA helicase activity; ATP hydrolysis activity; RNA binding.
AUGCCGCCCCCCACCAAACCCGUUGACGUCCCGGCGUUUGCGCGGACACAGCUUGCGCUUCUCGAUGCCGAGCUACAGAGUGAAAUCCAGGAGACCAGCGGCCUCAUCUCCGCCGCCAGUCCCGCGUCUCUCCAACGCGCCGGCCUCGCCGUCACAAACCUCGUCGUGUCUUCGCAGCGCACCGGGCUAGGCGGGAGAACGGUGCUCGAACUAAGCCCGGACGGCGCUACCUCCGGCACCGGGGAGCUGCCCGAGCACGGCGUGCGCACCGGCGACAUCGUGCUCGUCUCCGAGCAGCCGGCCGGCAGCGCCAAGAAGCGCGAGGUUAAGGAUCUCGAGCGCAAGGGGGCCAAGGGCGUCGUGACGAGGAUCAAGAGGGACGUCAUCGCCGUCGCCAUCGACGAGGACAAAGAGGAUGCCGCGUCCUUCCCCGGCCGCGUGUGGCUCGUAAAGCUCGCGGACGACGUCACCUACCGCCGCAUGAACCAGACCAUGGAGAAAAUGCGCGACAUGCCGGAGUCCGAGUACUCUUCUUUCAUGCGCGUCUUGUUCGGGCUCUCGAGCCCGUCACCUGUGCCCUCGGACUUGGCUAAGGAUUCGGAGGUCGGCGAGGGGAAGAUCGAGUGGUUCGAUCCGAUGUUGAAUGAUUCUCAGAAGGAUGCGAUACGGUUCGCGCUGGCGUCUAGCGAGAUAGCGUUGAUUCACGGCCCGCCUGGAACGGGGAAAACGCACACGCUCAUUGAGCUGAUCCUCCAACUAGUCAAGCGCAACCUCCGCGUCCUCGUCUGCGGGCCCUCCAACAUCUCCGUCGACAACAUCGUCGAGCGCCUCUCCCCGCACCGCGUCCCCAUCGUGCGACUGGGACACCCCGCGCGCCUCCUCCCCUCCGUCCUAAGCCACUCCCUCGACGUCCUAACGCAGACCUCCGAGGCCGGCGCCAUCGUCAAGGACGUGCGCGCGGAGAUGGACGCGAAGCAGGCCUCCAUCAAGAAGACGCGCAGCGCCAGGGACCGCCGCGCCAUCUACGCCGACCUCAAGGACCUGCGCAAGGAGUACCGCGAGCGCGAGCGCGCGUGCGUCGGCGCGUUGGUCCGUGGGAGCAAGGUGGUGCUCGCCACGCUGCACGGCGCCGGCGGGUACCAAUUGAAGAACGAGGAGUUCGAUGUUGUGGUGGUGGAUGAGGCGAGCCAGGCGCUCGAGGCGCAGUGCUGGGUCCCGCUGCUCAGGGCGAGGAAGGCCGUCUGCGCGGGCGAUCACCUGCAGUUGCCACCGACGGUCAAGUCGACGAAUUCGAAGACGAAAACGAAAACGAAAGCCGCUAAGCUAGGAGGUGGAGGAGCGGAGGAGGAAGAUGGGGUGGUGCAAAAAGGGGCGAGUCUAGAAACAACGCUCUUCGACCGCCUACUAAAGCUGCACGGGUCCGCCAUCAAGCGCAUGCUCACGACGCAGUACCGCAUGCACGAGAAGAUCAUGCGGUUCCCGUCGGACGAGCUGUACGGCGGCCAGCUCGUCGCCGCGGACGCUGUAAAAGAGCGGCUGCUCCGGGAUCUGCCGUACGAAGUUCAAGACACAGAAGAUACGAGCGAGCCGGUUAUUUUCGUCGAUACGCAGGGAGGGGAUUAUCCCGAGAAGAACGAGGAGGAGGAGGAUGGGGAUGGGAAAGGGGGGAAGAAGAUGUCCGCCAAGUCGCUGUUCGGCGAGAGCAAGAGCAACGAGAUGGAGGCGGCGCUGGUCAAGGCGCAUGUCAAAAAGCUGGUAGAGGCGGGCGUGAGGGCGGAGGAUGUUGCGGUUGUUACGCCUUAUAAUGCACAGCUUGGCCUACUAGCCCCCCUCAAGGAGUCGUUCCCCGGCAUUGAGCUCGGCUCCGUAGACGGCUUCCAGGGCCGGGAGAAGGAGGCCGUGAUUGUGAGUCUGGUGCGGAGCAAUACUGAGGGAGAGGUUGGGUUUCUGAGCGAGAAGCGCCGGUUGAAUGUCGCGAUGACGAGGCCGAAACGCUCACUAGUCGUUGUGGGGGACUCGGAGACGGUUCGCAAAGGGAGCAAGUUUUUAAAUAACUGGAUGGACUGGCUCGAGAAUAACGCCGAUCUGCGUUAUGUUGACUCGGCUUCGUUGUAG